AUGAAAAAAAACUCGAACGACUCUUGUGGAAGAUUAACUUCAAGGAUAUUGUCUUCCUGACAUCUCCUGAUGAUGUCAUGGAUUUACCAAACAAGUCAUCGUUGAAAAAAUCUAUGACUCGCUGGAGCUUCUUGCAGCCAAACCCAAGCUCUGGUGCAACCCCUUCAAAUGCCAAACCAUUCUACAAAAGUCAGCAGGUAUCAGUGAAAUUCAUUGGGAAGAAAAGUGUUGAGCUGACUCGUGCAAUGAAGAGACGUAUGCAACUGUUGAAAGAGAUGCAACAUGAAAAUAUCAACAGAUUUAUAGGGGCCUGUGUUGACCCACCAAACUGUUGCAUUGUGCGACAAUACUGUGCCAGGAAUUUGGGGGAAUUGUUACACAACAAAGAUAUCCGUCUCGACAAUAUGUUUAUAUCUUCAUUAGUAGCAGACUUAAUUAAGGGGAUGUUGUACAUCCACGACAGUGACAUCAUCUGCCAUGGUAACCUAAAACCAAGCAACUGCCUUGUUGAUGCCAGAUGGGUCCUGCAGAUAACUGACUUUGGUGUGAAUACAUUGGGAGAAGCUGAGGAGUGUUGCCUUGAAUCUAUGGAAGAUGAGAAGUAUUAUAAUCGUUUGCUAUAUACGGCACCAGAACUACUGAGAAGUGCUUGCCGAAACCUCAAUGGUACUCAAAAAGGGGACAGUUACUCCUUUGCAUUAAUAUUAUAUGAGAUUCAUACACGCCAUGGGCCAUGGGAGUCAACAAACUUGUCCAAGUGUGGUAAGUCUUACUCAAAAAUCAAAUUUCUCUUCCAUUUCAAAACUAUUUUCUUGCAAUUUUCUUCUGUUGAGAUGAAAUAUGCAGCAAUGACACAAAAAGGGAAGCCCAACAUUUAUGACCAUAUAAUGGGAUUGAUGGAGAAACAUGCAGAGAAUCUGGAGAUUCUGGUGGCUCACAGAACAAUUGAAUUGGAAGAAGAGAAGAAGAGAAGUGAAAAUCUAUUGAUGAGGAUGUUACCUCGGUCAGUUGCUGAAAGUUUGAAGAUUGGAAGUCCAGUAAUACCAGAGCAGUAUCAGAGUGUAACAAUAUACUUUAGCGAUAUCGCAGGAUUCACCUCACUCUCUGCCCUCAGUACACCAUUACAGGUUGUCGAUCUACUCAAUGACCUUUAUACGUGCUUCGACAGCAUCAUAGGUGACUACUCAGUGUACAAAGUGGAAACCAUUGGCGAUGCUUACAUGGUGGUCAGUGGCCUUCCUGAACGCAAUGGGGACAUGCAUGCGGGGGAAAUAGCUUCCAUGUCAAUCCAUCUGCUGAGCGCCAUCAAACAUUUCAAAAUACGGCACCGACCACACGAGAGGAUAAAGUUAAGAAUUGGCAUCCAUUCAGGUCCCUGCGUAGCAGGUGUUGUUGGUCAUCGAAUGCCUCGUUAUUGUCUAUUUGGAGACACAGUAAACACAGCUUCAAGGAUGGAAUCCACUGGAGUCGCGUUCAUUUUGAAUUACUCUGGCAAAGGACAAAUGUUUACAUACUUUCUGGUUGGGGAAGAUCAAAGAUACAGAUUGAGGAGGCUUAAUGAAUGUGUCAAGGAACCUCUUAAUGGCAUAACACUGACCAAAAGUUGCAGCAGCAGCAAAUUAAUUCGUAUGUUAAGUGAACAAAACGACGUCAACAUGGAUUAUCUUGAUGAUAACGAUGAUGUGUUCUUUACGAACGGUCAGGAUGCUGACUAUUCUGAGAACUUGAACCUUCUUCCUUCAUUGACAAAAUUCACUGGUCGAUCUAUGUCAACGUCAUCAUCAUCAUCACAAUCAGGGAAACCACUGAUACAUUACCAACUGCCUUCAGAACAAUAA
Octopus bimaculoides (California two-spot octopus) is the source of this 1838-nucleotide messenger RNA. RefSeq names its product guanylate cyclase 32E. The record is from RefSeq and is a predicted model, not a curated record. Lineage: Eukaryota; Metazoa; Mollusca; Cephalopoda; Octopoda; Octopodidae. Gene Ontology annotation, molecular function: ATP binding; guanylate cyclase activity; adenylate cyclase activity. Gene Ontology annotation, biological process: receptor guanylyl cyclase signaling pathway; intracellular signal transduction; cGMP biosynthetic process. Gene Ontology annotation, cellular component: plasma membrane.